Molecule: messenger RNA, 1008 nt
Organism: Oryza sativa Japonica Group (Japanese rice)
Lineage: Eukaryota; Viridiplantae; Streptophyta; Magnoliopsida; Poales; Poaceae
Source: RefSeq, a predicted model, not a curated record
AUGAAUUAAUUAACCAAGACCCAUGGCUCCCUUGAACAUGUUGCAUCUCUGGACACCAUCUUGGCAGCUAGGCCACUAUAUAAGCAUUGGUCACCCCCCAACAUUCUGAAGAAGAGAGGGAUCGAUGCUAGCUAUGACUAUGAGAUUAAGAGGCUAAUUAGAGUGAGAAAGUCAUUAGCAAACUUAAGCUAGAGAGAGAGAGGUUAAUUAAGAAGAUUAAUUACAAUGGGCAACAGCCUGAGAUGCUGCCUAGCUUGCGUCCUCCCCUGCGGCGCCCUCGACCUGAUCAGGAUCGUCCACCUCAACGGCCGCGUCGAGGAGUACGGGCGCCCGGUCGCCGCCGGCGAGAUCCUCGCCGCCAACCCCAACCACGUCCUCAGCAAGCCGUGCUGCUCCCAGGGCGGCGCCGUCGCCGUGCGCAGGACGAUCCUCAUCGUCUCGCCGGACUCCGAGCUGGAGCGCGGCGAGAUCUACUUCCUCAUCCCGGCCUCCUCCGUGCCGGACAAAAAGAAGAAGAGCGGCGGCGGCGCCGCCGCGGCGACGCCGGCGGCGAGCGGCCGCCACGGCAAGAGCAAGCAGGCGGCGCCGUCGUCGGAUCACGGGGGCAAUGGCCGUCGUCACGUGCGCGACGUGUCGUCGGAGAAGAGGUCGUCGUCGUUGCACCGGCGGCGCAUGAGCGCCGGCAGCCGGACGGCGGCGUGGAGGCCACACCUCGAGUGCAUCGUAGAGGACACUUGAGAGAGAGAGAGAGAGACGGAGAGAGCUUAGCACUAGUGCAUUAAUGAUUAAUCUUUUUUUUCUUUUCUUUUUUUUUUUUGUUUCUUUUGGUUUGUGGUAUUAAGGGGGGUUGAUGGUGUUUUGCAUGGGUGUCAUCUUCUCACUUGAGUGCAUGGUUAAUUUCCAUGUUUUUCUUUUCUAUUUUUUUUGUAAGUGUACAUCCAUGUAAUGUUUUACCCUUGCUAGUAUAUAUAUAUGAUGAACAUGUAGAGGAAGGGUUGUGAAUUCUUA